Vidua chalybeata is the source of this 2335-nucleotide messenger RNA. It is a transcript of the gene KYAT3, whose product is annotated as kynurenine aminotransferase 3. The record is from RefSeq and is a predicted model, not a curated record. Gene Ontology annotation, cellular component: mitochondrion; cytoplasm. The coding region runs from base 63 to 2105 and encodes 680 amino acids. The transcript has 14 exons. Gene Ontology annotation, molecular function: L-kynurenine:2-oxoglutarate transaminase activity; pyridoxal phosphate binding. Lineage: Eukaryota; Metazoa; Chordata; Aves; Passeriformes; Viduidae. Gene Ontology annotation, biological process: biosynthetic process.
AAGGCCAAAGCCCAACAAAGGCAACCAUUUAGCUCAGCUUUCCCAAGAGAGCGCCAAGUUUUAUGAUACUCGGGAGAUGCUACGUACAUGUGUGUGUGUGUACCUCCAUAAAGUACCGGCGAGAGACAUUUCUAAGCCUUGGUUCUGCCCCGUUGCUGCUCCGCACUGCGCAAAGUCCUCUCGCCCUCAGCAGGCGGGACGGGCGGGACGGGCGGACCCGGCCCUGGGACUGCAGGAACGGGAGGGACGGGCGCUCUCCGGCCCUCGGACUGCAGGAACGGGAGGGACGGGCGCUCUCCGGCCCUCGGACUGCAGGAACGGGAGGGACGGGCGCUCUCCGGCCCUGGGACUGGAGGAACGGGAGGGACGGGCGCUCUCCGGCCCUGGGACUGGAGGAACGGGAGGGACGGGCGCUCUCCGGCCCUCGGACUGGAGGAACGGGAGGGAUGGGCGCUCUCCGGCCCUCGGACUGGAGGAAGGCGAGGGACGGGCGCUCUCCGGCCCUCAGGGCGGCAGGAAGGCGAGGGAUGGGCGCUCUCCGGCCCUCAGGGCGGCGGGACGGGCGGGACGGGCGCUCUCCGGCCCUCGGACUGGAGGAACGGGAGGGAUGGGCGCUCUCCGGCCCUGGGACUGGAGGAACGGGAGGGAUGGGCGCUCUCCGCCCCUCAGGGCGGUGGGACGGGCGGGACGGGCCCCGCCCCGUCGGGAGCGAUCGCGGCGGCCGGCGGAGGCGGAGGCGGUGUCGGGGUGGCAUGUUUCUUGCUUCACGAAACUUCUGUUGCUGUGGCAUUAAGCUAAGAACAGAUUUGCUUUCCAAAUCCAUCAAACAUUCCACCUCUGCAACAAUGCCCUUCAGACACAAAAAUACAAAACGAAUUGAAGGCCUUGAUAGCAAUGUGUGGGUUGAAUUUACAAAAGUGGCAGCAGAUCCCUCAAUUGUUAAUCUGGGUCAAGGCCUUCCUGAUAUAUCCCCUCCCAGCUAUGUUAAAGAAGAGCUGGCAAAGGUAGCAGCAGUUGACAGACUGAACCAGUACACCCGAGGCUUUGGACAUCCGUCACUGGUGAAAGCCUUGUCUCAAGUCUAUGAGAAAGUUUGUGGAAGAAAGAUUGAUCCUCUCACAGAUAUCCUGGUGACUGUGGGAGCUUAUGGAUCUCUCUUUAGUACAAUACAGGCACUUAUUGAAGAGGGAGAUGAAGUAAUAAUAAUAGAGCCAUUUUAUGACUGUUAUGAGCCAAUGGUAAAGAUGGCGGGUGCAAAGCCUGUUUUUAUCCCACUAAGAUGUAAAAAUGAUGGAAACUCUGCAUCUAGUGCUGAUUGGGUCUUAGAUCCUGCUGAACUUGCAAAUAAAUUUAAUUCCAAAACAAAAGCAAUUAUUCUGAAUACCCCACAUAACCCGAUAGGCAAGGUUUUUACCCUAGAAGAGCUCCAAGUAAUAGCUGAUCUCUGUAUUAAACAUGACACCCUGUGCAUCAGCGAUGAGGUGUAUGAAUGGCUGGUGUAUAAAGGGAAUAAACACAUUAAAAUAGCUACAUUGCCAGGUAUGUGGGAAAGAACAGUAACUAUAGGAAGUGCUGGGAAAACAUACAGUGUAACUGGCUGGAAGCUUGGUUGGUCCAUUGGUCCUGAGUACCUGAUUAAGCAUUUGCAAGUUGUUCACCAAAAUACACUAUAUACUUGCCCAACUCCAUUACAGGAGGCUUUGGCACAAGCAUUUUGGAUGGACUAUAAGCGCAUGGAUGACCCAGACUGCUAUUUUUACUCCCUGUCUCGAGAGCUGGAGAGCAAGCGUGAUCGGAUGGCUCAGCUACUGAAAGAGGCUGGACUAAAGCCUGUCAUUCCAGAUGGAGGAUACUUUAUGAUUGUUGAUGUUUCCACAUUAAAUGUGGAUCUCUCUGAUGUAGAUGAGAAACAACCUUAUGAUUAUAAAUUUGUCAAAUGGAUGAUAGCAUCUAAGAAGCUGUCAGCAAUUCCUCUUUCAGCAUUCUGUGGUCUUGAGACAAAGAAACAGUUUGAAAAAUACAUACGUUUUUGCUUCAUUAAGAAAGACAGCACACUAGAUGCAGCUGAAGUGAUCCUGAAGAACUGGAAUAAACAGACAGGCUGAUUUUUCUUAUUAACUCUUCCAUAUAGUAUAACUAUCUAAUAGUAGGGUUUUUUAAAUUGGAAAUUUAAGAAAAAAUAACUUCAUACAGUACAGAAUUAAUAUAACACUGUAAGUAACUUUUUACUGAUACCUGCUGUGGAGUUAAAGCAAUGAUUUACUGAAAUAUGUGUAAUGCAACUCAGAGGUUAUUUUCAGUCUUUUUAAAAUAAAUUGCUUUUCUCUUAAAGAAA